AUGCCUGGGAGAAAUAAAGCGAGUGGCGGCAGCGGCAGUGGAAGAGUAAAACGCAAGCAAAUUCAAAGAGAAGAUGGGUGGACGGUCAUCACACAUGGCCUAUCCAAUAUCUCGCUCAGUGAGAAGAGCCAAGGUGCCACGGCUCUGCCAACCCAAAUCGUCAAGGAUCUGACCGCCGAGAAGUUGCUGAGCGAUUUCAAGACGCUGCAGGAGCGAUGGGAAGAUACGGCACUUGCAGCUCAGGUCGAUGGUGUUAUCGAGGGAAGGGAGUGGGCGGUUGAAGAAGCAGUAUGUAUAGGAAUCGGCAGUUUCAGUAGGGACUGGGCGCAUCGCUGGAGGAGCCUGUGGCAGCUUGUGCUGUUUGAGCAUGUUGUUGGACGACUGAAGAAAAGCAGCAAGAAGACUGAGAUCCAGUGCUAUGCCCAAGACCCGGCUUUUACGCCUCUCGACACUGAGUUCCUGUCCCUCCUCUCCAUCACGACUCUGGAAUCUGGUCUCGAAGCGAAAAUCACGGCAAAGUCGUUUGUCUACUCGCCGUUUGUGGAUUGGUUCUUGCUGCUUCCCAUGUUUCUGGUUGAUAGGGAUCCCGUGCUGUAUGUUGGGAAUGAGAUUCUAGAUGAUUACAGCAUGUAUGCGCAGAGCGAGGAGAAGAAGGAGAAGUUACAGGAGUGUAAUGAGGUGGGGAAGAAGUGGUUGGUGGGUAGGGAGGCGGUCAAGUUGUGUGAGUUUGAGAAGCACGGGAAUGCGUUGAAUGGGAUGGUUGUUUAUUUGAGGGGUAGUGAGGAUGACGAGAAAGAUGGUGGUGAAGAUAAGGAGGAGAAAGCUCAGGAUGGUGAGGAAGAGAAGGGGAAGGUGAAGAGCAGUUGA
Messenger RNA from Bipolaris oryzae ATCC 44560, 867 nucleotides. RefSeq lists its product as uncharacterized. The record is from RefSeq and is a predicted model, not a curated record. Bases 1 to 867 code for a protein of 288 amino acids. The transcript is spliced from 2 exons. Lineage: Eukaryota; Fungi; Ascomycota; Dothideomycetes; Pleosporales; Pleosporaceae.